ACAGAUUCAACAUGAUGGCAGCGAACGGUGCCAGAGCAAUCAGGGCAGUAAAGCCGCACGUGCCACUUAUAAAGUUUCCUCAGAGAAAAGGUCCAGAUGGAAAAAAAAUAGAUGGCAGGAAUGGGACAGCAGCAGCUUCCUCCAGUUCUUCCUCAUCUUCAUCCUCCAAUCCUUCCACAUCCUCAUCUAAACCCAUUGGUUCCACACCAAGAGGAUCAGGCAUCGAUAGCAUAGACUUACCAAGCAGAUACCGCAGGAAACCUUUGACUGAAGAGGAAAUGGAAUUUAUAGAGAGAGGAGGAGCACUUUAACCUUCAAGAUUUUAGGAAAAUGAAUUACUUAAGAUAACUCGUCAGUGGUCGAAGAUCUAUUCUGAAAAGAUAAAGAUUUCUAUGGUGAAAAGAUGGUCCGGUUUACAGGAUGUGAUCUAGCAUUUCUGACUUGGAGAGGCAAGAGUAUAUUUCGGGGUGAAAUUGUAAAUAUAUUUAUUUCGAUGUCAGAUUCAUUGGAGUUUCAUAUUCAGCAUUUCUCACGGCUGAAUCAGGUUUUACUUCUGCUUUCAUCAUCACACUGAUUAGUGGAGGUAACUGCGCAGAUUUUUACAGAACUAUGAUAUCGGAAGGUGUGAGCUGUGUCCCAUGUGUGGUAGUAACUUUUCUUCUGAAAGGAUGUAACUGUAAUAGAUGUACAGAUGUAUGUAGUUAACCAAGAAUGUAUGACUAUUGGACUGAUAUGUCGAGUAUGAUGAAGAGAUUUUUUAAGCAACUGAAAAAAGUAAAACUUAUACUUUACAUUUUUUUCUGUAUUGUUGCAUACAUAGAGUACCAUAUUGUUAUUUUUAAAGAGCACCUAAUGUUUGGACAUUCACAGCAUCAAGAAAAUAAAAAUGCAUGUCACGUAUUGAUAGAUUGGAUUAUUGAAAUUUAAUACCUUAUUAUCUGAAGAUAAGAAUGCUGCUAAUGUUCGGGGGAGAAGAGCAGCGUUAAAGGCAAGCAAUCUGUAUUUUUGCAGUCAGGUUUAUUGCAGGCAGUCCACAUUGAUUACCUUGAUUGGUAUUUCAGUCAGUCGGAUUGGUGGUUCCAUUUUGAUAGGUCAUGUUAUUUUAGUCUGAAAAGAUGUAACAGCCUUAUUGAGUCAUCAGAAUGGUCCAUAAAUAUUAAGAUGAGAUACAUGGGCAUGUCAUCACAUUUGCACAUAGUAAAAGUUCAAUGAAAAAAGUUGGACAGCAAUUAAGUCAGGAGGUUUUCCAGAUACCUGGACCAGUGUAUAGUGGUGGCGGUUUAUUCAGGGCAUUCAGAUUCUUCCACCUGUAAAGCCAUAAAAAACUUGUCGUAUAUGUGAAAAAUUCAAGUCU
Molecule: messenger RNA, 1354 nt
Organism: Liolophura sinensis
Lineage: Eukaryota; Metazoa; Mollusca; Polyplacophora; Chitonida; Chitonidae
Product: alpha-ketoglutarate dehydrogenase component 4-like
Exons: 4
Coding region: 12-311 (99 amino acids)
Biological process (GO): 2-oxoglutarate metabolic process
Cellular component (GO): oxoglutarate dehydrogenase complex
Molecular function (GO): oxoglutarate dehydrogenase (succinyl-transferring) activity
Source: RefSeq, a predicted model, not a curated record